AUGGAAUAUCAGCAAAAACUCACCAAGUUUUUGGCCCAAUACUACAUGAAUGGCAACCAGCACUGGAAACCACAUGGGAAACCAUUGCUCAACAAGCAGCACACACAGUAUCACUGGGGUCGCCUGAAUAGAGAACCCAGCACGCUUCUGUUACCGCAGAUCAGUGUGCUGAAGGGCAGCAGAUACAGAGAGGCAAUGGAUAGCCGCCCGCCUCUGGUCAUCAAUGUAGAUAGCCCUGGGCCAGCUGCCUACUCGCCACCCACCAGGAGCUGCAGGGAGACCAGUGCUCCAGCCUAUACCUUUGGGAGGAAGACGCCCCCUAGAGAGGGGGGAGGCCGCAGAUCCUGGCAGAAGUCCUGGUUCCAGAGCAAAAGCCCCUUUACCAGGAAGGCGGAUUUUAACACAGAGAGCAAUUGGCCGUCUCCAUUCCACUACACGCAGGCCUCGACCCUGGGCCCCCGGCAGGCCAGCAGACCAGGGUACCCGAGCUACAGCAUUGGGAGAAAGGGGAAAUUCAGCCUUGUCAGCAAAGAUGCUCAAAUUGACCCAGCACCAAAUAAAUAUGACACAACACCAGCAUAUUUCCAGGUGUUGCAGACCUCACCUUCUUACUCUAUAAGAAACCGGCCACAGGGGACUCAUAAAUGGGGCACUUCAGGAAACACACCAGGACCAGGAUCAUAUGAUGUUGAGAAGGGACACAUAGCUCGUUUGCCCAGCUGCCCAAGUGUCAUCAUCCAGGGCAUCAGGAGACCUAAGAGACAUGAAACCGGGCCCUUCACAACUCUCUGA
This is a messenger RNA of Chelonia mydas (Green sea turtle), 792 nucleotides long. RefSeq names its product sperm-tail PG-rich repeat containing 3 (gene STPG3). The record is from RefSeq and is a predicted model, not a curated record. The coding region runs from base 1 to 792 and encodes 263 amino acids. NCBI's taxonomy places the organism in Eukaryota, Metazoa, Chordata, Testudines, Cheloniidae. The transcript has 7 exons.